Molecule: messenger RNA, 7388 nt
Organism: Myxocyprinus asiaticus (Chinese sucker)
Lineage: Eukaryota; Metazoa; Chordata; Actinopteri; Cypriniformes; Catostomidae
Product: insulin receptor substrate 2-A-like
Exons: 2
Coding region: 1049-4237 (1062 amino acids)
Biological process (GO): insulin receptor signaling pathway
Cellular component (GO): cytosol; plasma membrane
Molecular function (GO): phosphatidylinositol 3-kinase binding; insulin receptor binding
Source: RefSeq, a predicted model, not a curated record
UUAUUACUGACAUUUUCAUUAAAGUAUUGCAUUACUAACACUCACAAUGAACAUUUAAAGCAAUACAAUAUCAAAUAUAAGGACAAACUGGAAGAAAAAAAUGAAACUGGAAACAUCUAUGGGUGGCAACAUAUGAGUGAUACACAGUAUAAUGAUAAGUUAAUGUACAGUCACUUGAAAUCACAUUAUCAGGAGAGGGCAGUUUGAUCCAGAUUAAAAUUCAUUAUUACAGCAGACAAGAAGACAACAAAAAGAAGGGAACGCAACUUGAUGACAGGUAGAUAGAUAGAUAGAUAGAUAGAUAGAUAGAUAGAUAGAUAGAUAGAUAGAUAGAUAGAUAGAUAGAUCCUUUAACUUGUGCCAGCGUAAUAGACAGAUGCGCCUGUCAGUGAUUAAAAAGCAAUCUGGAUCCAUUGCAGUAUUAUGAAGAUCCAGAAACACUGUUUUCUAAUGUAAAUAAGCCAUUAUUUACAUUAUAAAUACAUAUAUACAUAUAAAUACACGAUUCUGUGCUCAUUCCGUUCUUCGUUGUAUUUCUUGCCUCUGGUCUCCUUAUCUUCAUUCUCAUUACAAAGAUUUUUAUUUCAGCGCUCCACUGUCUGCACACUGAGGCAGACGAAAGAUCUCCCCGUCCAAUCGACAGGACGCGGCUGCUGCAUCGACGGCUCUCAUUGGUCUAGAGCGAUGUCAGUUAUGGCGCUUGUCACGAUCGGACCAAUCAGCAGCGCCGACUGCCGCCGUUCACCCCGCGCCGUGCGCUGACGUGCGCGUCAUGUGAUGUUUUCGCUGGUCUGUAGUGAUGUGUAGACACCAUGAGUGAAGCGGGGAAAUAAAGCUUUAUAAUGGCAGCGAGCGAUGAUGGAGGCUCUGCGAAGACGCACCGUUUUGUCGCGCUUGUCGUGCUGAAUAAUCCCCGGGACGAUACAUCGGAAGACAGCGCUGAUUACUUGAAGCAGUGAUUCUAUCGGAGCUACAAACCUGCAGCCAAAAAAAUGGGCCGUGCAUCGGCGUAAAGUGGAGGUGAAGUGACCUUUCUGCGCGUUGUCCUAUGGAAGAUCGGCCACAAUUACCGAAUCACGGCGUUAUGUUGACACUGGAGGCGCAACCGCGUCGCGCUGUCACGAAAUCGGCCGCGACCCACGGCGACAUCUCUUGUGCUGCCGGGGAGCCUACGUCCUCCGCCGCCUCCUCCUCCUCCUCCACCACCUCAAUCAAUAACAGCGGCUCUUGUUUGACCAUGCACUUAACGACCUCCUCUCACUCACAGCCACAGAGAAGAUACAAUCCGCCUUACCACUUUAAAGUGCAUCAUCUUUUCCCGGAUGAAAGCCCUCAGGAGGCUGUUUUGAUGAAGAACCUGCCACCUCUCCAGUAUAAAGUGCACGACUCUGCCUUCUGUCGCGUCUUGAGCGCUGACACCACUGCUGCUGCCCUGGCUGCUGCUGCCGUUUGCUCUGGUGGUGUGGAAAGGGACAUCUGGAAGUGUGGCUAUCUGAGAAAACAGAAACACGGCCACAAGAGGUUCUUUGUCCUGAGGGGCCCCAGCAACCUGGGGCCCAGUCGGUUGGAGUAUUACGACAGUGAAAAGAAAUUCAAAAAUGCCCUCAAAGCUGCUGCUGCCUCCGGUGUUGCAUGCCUUGCAAAGAGGGUGAUUUAUCUGUCCCAGUGUUUUACUGUAAACAAGAGGGCUGAUGCUAAGAACAAAUACCUCAUUGCCCUUUAUACUAAAGAUGAGUAUUUCGCCGUGGUGGCGGAGAAUGAGCAGGAACAAGAGGAUUGGUAUUUGGCCCUCACCGAACUGAUGACGGAGGGCAAAAAGGGGCAGCUUGAGACCGAUGAACUUGAUGAUGGUUACGGGACGAUUUCGCCAGGUACUAUUUUCAAGGAGGUCUGGCAGGUGAACGUCAAACCCAAAGGGUUGGGUCAGACCAAGAAUUUAAUGGGGGUGUACCGUCUGUGCCUUUCCGCCAAGACUAUUCACCUGGUGAAGCUUAACUCGGAGACGCCCGCUGUGAACUUGCCGUUAAUGAACAUCCGCCGCUGCGGCCACUCUGAGAGCUUCUUCUUUAUUGAGGUGGGCCGCUCCUCUUCCAUUGGCCCUGGUGAAAUCUGGGUGCAAGUCGAGGACUCUGUGGUGGCACAGAAUAUGCAUGAGACAAUUCUGGACACUAUGAAGGCCUUAAAGGCCUUUCCUGACUUUAGACCGCAAAGCAAGAGCCAGUCCUCCGGGUCAAACCCCAUCCCAUUCAUCACCACUCGCCGGCAUCUCGGCAACCUUCCCCCCAGCCAGACCGGGUUGCAGCGCCCCUCCAGGACAGAUUCGGUGACGGGCACACCACCAACAGGGAAGAGUAAAGGAGGGAGGGGCCAGCGCUAUCGGACAUCCAGUGAGGGCGAAGGCAACCAGGACCGGCCCCUCAGCUCUGGGACGGGCAGCCUGGUGCACCUGAACACACCCGUUCUCAGUGUGGGCCGUGAAGAGACAGGCAGUUGUUGUGCCCACAUUUCUCCUGGUUCGACCCACCACACCCGAUCUGCUUCACUUCCUGUAUCUCACUUCCUGUCUGCCACCAGCCCUAUCAGUGUGUCCAGCAGCAGCGGGCACGGCUCGGCCUCUGACACGCACACUCGUCCAUCUAGCUCAUCCAUUUGUGGCUCUCCUAGCGAUGGCGGCUUCAACUCGUCCGAUGAGUUUUGUCCUAGCCCAUGUGACUUCAGGUACUUUCAUGCAAGCUGCACCACCCCUGAAUCCCAUGGCAACACCCCACCCAUUAGGGAGGAUUACCGGCUGACGGAGUACUUGGCCAUGGAUUGGCAUAAAGACGGGGCUAGGACCUUUGAGGAGGAGAGCAGUUACAUGGAAAGGACUUUCCUCAAGCUAGCACAUUCCUCCAAGCCAAAGCUGGGUGGUGGUUUGGGCGGUAUGCAGCAGAAAUCCACGCAAACCUCUUUGUCUUUAGAUGAAUCAAGCCCAGUGGAGUCCAAACGGCACCAAGUUUGCUCGUGUCUGCUGAAGUCAGCUUAUAAAUCUUACUCAGAGUUACAUCACCCAAACAAACCACCCUUGCUUAGCUCCGAGUGUCAAAAGAAACUGCCAAAAGAUGAUGGCUAUAUGCCUAUGAUGUACAGCAAUGCAGAUUACAUCCCUAUGCAACCCAGAGCAAACCACCCUGCCACCUUGGACAUACAACUGUGCUCCUCGCAGCAAGCAGACCGAUACGGCUACAUGAUGAUGCUCCCGGGUGACAGUCCAUCCUGUAAGGAUCAGGUUGAGUAUGAUGACUACAUGGACAUGUCACAAAUCACUGAGGCUGAAGGCUUUUCCCAGGCCUCACCCGAAGGCUCGAAAUCCCAUGGCUCCUACUUCUCUCUUCCGCGGUCUUACAAAGCCCCGUCACGAGAGAAAUGCGACAAGACGGAAUACAUUCCCAUGUCCCCUGCUGAGACCCCCAGCCCGCCCAGUCUGGGUGAGUACAUCCACAUGGAUUUUGGGGACCAGCCCACUCACGCCACUAUUUCGCCAUCCUCUGUAAACUCCCCCUCCCCCUCUACCCCGCCCCCAUCCCAGCCCUGCUAUCAGCUGGGCUGCUCCUCACCCGAUCACGACUACUUGGGCCUGAACAUGGACAGCCUUCAUAAAGACCGCCCUCCUCGACACUCGCUUGUUGCUCCGUGGAACCCCCCAAACUAUGCUCGGCCCUUAGGAUGCUCUUACGGCCAGGCUUCGACUAAUUUCAAUCCAGAGAAGAUGCAUGGUGGAUGUGGUGAUGCUAGCAGUCCUUUACGAAUGAUGCAGCAUCUUUGUAUCUCCGAACGACUUCCGCUCAGCCAAACAGAGCCCAAGGUAAUCAGAGCGGACCCGCAGGGCAGGAGACGACACAGUUCAGAGACUUUCAUCCCCUCGCCUGGUUCCUCUGCUAAUGGUUGCAUCAUCAGGCCCUCGGCCUACCAGAAUCCCUCCGAAGCUAGCAAGUGGCAGAACUCCGCCUCCUUUGAUAGUGUGUGGUCGCGCUCAGAGGCAUCUGCUGAUGCAGAAAACUCUGCAAUAGGAGGAAUGUGCCAGAACACCUCAUCCAGCUACCUCAACUACAUCGCCCUGGACCUGAGAGAAAUGCCCAGGGUCACACGCGACACCCCGCCUCCACACCAAGUUCAUAGUAACCUCCAAGAAAGUGAAGCCUAUGCUGGUAUAGACUUCUCCGCGUCGGGAGGACAUUCCACUGCCUCAAAAGAUUGAGUCAUAUGCCGAUGCCCGAGGGGAACUCUGGAACGCCAAAUCGGAAGCUGCCGCCUCCUCAGACCUCCGACAACCAAUACUGAGAAACUGCACAACCUCUUAUGCUCUGUAUUUCCCACAAAACUGCCUCAACAACUGGUUUCAUUGGUCUGUUUUUGAAGGAACAAUAAUGUUUUCUGGUCUUGUUUACAAGAUUGGGUUCGCUUCAUCAGAACUGUGAGCUCCAAACGUCUAGCACUUAUAUUUUUGUGUAAAUGGUAUUAAAUCGCAUCAUAGCUCUUACAUUACAGGUUUGCGUUUCUCCACGCAAAAUGGUAUAGAUCUGUGUAGAUAGGAGGAGCUUGUAUAUUGAAUAUCAUUUUGUAUUAUGAGCCGGGUACUUAGCGCUACCUUCCUGUAACCCCCGCCACUCCCCAAGAUACUCGCCAAACGUAACACUUGAUUUUUAUUUAUAUAAAGUCAAUUAAUAUUUUUUCAGGGAGCAAUGAGUUGCCUACACAUACAGUGCAUAUACUGUAAAAGGGUUUUGUUUUACCACACAAACCACUUUGUGAAACCACUUCUGUUUUUGUUUUUUUGUUUUUUUUCUUUUGUACAGUGUAAUCAAAAUCAUCUCAAUCAGUGUUUUCGUUGCAUGAAAACAUCUUCCUACGAGAGUGUCUGCAUGGCAAGCCCAUCAAUCGUGCAGGAUGUGAAUGAUAUACAGUAUAUCUCAAGUUCAAUUUUCACUUGUUAACAUGCUAAUUAUUAAUAUCAGUAAUUAUGUUUGCACUAGUGCAAACAUUAAUUCUUAAUAUCAAAUAUGACGCCAUUACUUGCGGAAAUACACAUUCUUGACAUCAAAAAUGGAAUUUCAACUUGCAAAAGCCAUCAUUUUUUAUAUCUAUAAUUGCAUUUUCACCAGUAUAUCAGCAGUUAAGUUUGCACUAGUAAAAAGUUAAUUCUUGAUUUAAAAAAUAACAGAAUUACUCAUGGAAUUACCCAUUCUUGAUGUCAAAAAAAUCAUCUAGCAAGCGUAAUAAUUUUUUAUAUGCAGCUGCAUUUUUGUGAAUUACAACUGGUGAAAAUGGUCAUUUUUGAUAUCUGUAAAUGUAUUUCAGCAUGUUAGAUUUGGUAUUUCAGAUAAGAAUCAAUUGAAGAGUAAUUAAAGAUCUCUUAAAUUACUUUCUUACUAGUUACAAUAACAUUAUAGAGAUCUGAAAUUAAAAUUGCCACUAGUGAAACCCAAAUUAGCAAUAUCUAAAAUGAACAUUUGUACUACUUGUACUGUAAUUCAAUUGUUGAUAUCGGGAAUAGAUAUUUGUACUAGUAACAAUGUAAUUUAUCAUUGGGAAAUCAGUAAAAUUAUCAUUUUUACUGGUAAAAAUGCAUUACUGAUUUGUGAAGUUGGAAUUAUAACUGAAGUUUAAAAUAUAAUUGUAAUUGUGUUUUGAUAUAAAAAAUGGGUAUUCCCACGAGUAACGGCAUCAUUUGUUUAUAUAAAGAAUUAACGUUUUUACAAGUGCACACUUAAUUACUGAUAUCAAAAUACAGCAUUUUAUCUAGUAAAAACUGAAUUGUAGAUAUCUGUAAUUCAUAUCCUGCAUGUGAUUAAAUGUCAAAAGGGAUUGCGAUUGUGUCUGUGAAUGUGAAUUAUGUAACAUUGGACAAAUAAAAAAAAAAGGAAUAUGAGCAUUUUGACCAACGCAAAGCUUCGAAACAAGUAUAGACACUUUUCUAAGAGCACUUUUUAGAUGACAGUGUUUUUAUGUUACCUGGAUGCUAUCUGCUGUUGUUGCCAUUGGGAAACAACUCUCAAAAUCAGUUCAACCUCGUCUGUAUUAGCGAGUUGUCAAGUAUUAUCGACUUUGAAGUCAGUUGAGAUGCAAAGUACUAUUAUUUCUAUGACCAUAGACUCUUAUGGUUCAUUUCAAAUGCAAUGCUGCAUUGUUUACAUAGCUUCUGAAAAUGUUAGGCCUUGAUGUAGCCAUUGGACUAAAGAAAAGAUACAGUAUGUUUACUUCUUGAGGUCGCGUACUUGCAUUUCACGACUAGUCUUACAAACUGCCACAUUACACCAGGACGCUGGUACAAAUGUACAAAUCCUGUUACUCUGCAUUCCCUACAUGGUACAUCCUGUUUGUUUGUUGUUUAUUUAUUAAUUGUGUUUAUUUAUUGAAUCCAAUGCAUUGACGUUCACUGUUAACGGGACAGUUUGUAUAGUGCAUCGCUGGUGAUCGCAAUUGUACGAAAAUAGUACUCACUGAGAAGGGGAUUUCAGUGUAUAUAUAACGUCAAAACACCUGUUUUCCCUCAUCUCUUGGGCCUUUUUAUUACCAAGAGUUAUUAGUCCUUUUGUGCUUGUACCUGAAAGCUUUAUAUGAAGAGAUGUUGGGUUGAGGUUGUGGUUGAAAGCUGUGUAGUACGAUGUGUAAGCUUUACAGUAGUAGUCCAGAUGAUGUUGGGACGACGCAGUACGUCAGUGACUUUUCCUCCAUUCGUUUCGGCAGCGGCCCACCUGCGGCUGCUUCUCUUUAUUUGACUAGCUUUUGUGUCAUGCUAUUGUGUCAUGAUAUUGCGUUGCUUUAAUGUAAGUAAAAUGUGAAAUGGAGAAAAUAAAACACGUAGUAAACCGUUUCUUGGGACUUUUUCUACACAAUAACUACCGUGACAGCCUGGAAAAGUAAUCAAGCUUGUGUUUGUUUGUACUAGGGGCUCCACUGAGGUUAUAGUUUGGGGAUACUGGUAUUUUUUGGGAUUGUGCCGAAUUGUUUGCCUUUUUUCAAUGACUGAAAGGAAGCGUUGGACAAAAAAAAAAGAAAACCAAUAGAAAUGGACGGAAUCUGUGUUGACGAUUCACAGUUCAUUUGGUCAGUUCUCACUUUAGCUGAAAGUUUGUGAUUGGGCUGAAACAUGUUGGUAAUAUCGACUGAAGCAGACCAUUAUCAGCGCCGUCUUCCUUUGUAAAUAUUGUAAUUUUUGAUAUUCCUUCUAUUGUCUAACAUGUUACACGGCACCUCCUUUGGUUGUAUUUAAAGAUGGUAAUUUUUUUAUUAUUUAUUUAUUUUUGGUCAGUUCUACAUUUUUAUAUUUUAUUUUUGGUGUAUAUUUAUCAGAAGGUUUUUGCUUGUAAUAGAGCUAUUGCAAUAAAAAAGUGCCAAGGUAUCCCUGA